GUGCACAGGACACUAAAAAAAAAUUAAAUUUCCAUGGAAUUUUAUGGAAUUUAAUGGAAUUUUGUAUGGUAAAUCGCAUACAUGGUAAAUCUUUAAAAACCAUUCAAUUAACCAAACUUAACCAUUAGUAGAAAUUUAAAAUUUUUCUGUGCAUAAUGUCAGUGCAGAAAUACAAGCACAAAAUUUAAAUAAAUAAUGUGCUUUUUAUAUGCAAUACUGCAUUUCGCAGUAAAGAUGACAAAGAUGAAAAAUAAUUGAAAAUACGAAACUACUCUUAAUAUUUAGUCCUCGCAAUGUUGCUAAAUUCUCGUCGGUAAAAUAUUGCCGUCGAUAUUUUACAGUUCAGCGACAUUCGAUGGCAAUAUUUUGUCACUUAUAAUGACAAUUUUUUGUCUCUCAGUACUUCAAGAAUAGAAUAUAUUUGUACCGCUACGGCGCCUAGAUCAACGUCGUAAAACGCGACUAAUAAGAAGAAGAAUAAAAAUUAAACUCAACCAUAAAUAUACCCAGUUGUUGAUAAACAUAGCAGCAAAGGUUUUAGAAGAACCAAUUGAAUUAAGAAGGUAGUGUCCAUAGAAAUCGGCCAAAAAUUGCAGUCGAUAACUUUAUUUUUAUUAUUAUUAUUAUUAUUAUUAUUAUUAAAACUUGGCGGCAUUAUGGCUUUAUUUUUGGUAGCUCCCUUGAAUGUUGAAUUAUACUUGAAUUAAUAGACAUUAGUGAUGUACAUUACAAUUUUACAUUCUCACAUUAACUUGAUCAUUUAGACUGGGAUGGACUGGAAUAAGCAAAGCAACACAAUCAAUGUAUCCAUCAUUGCUUGCGGUAAGAUUUAAUAUUUGCACAACUUUAAAUUGAAUGGGAAAAGUUAGUGAGUGACUGAUAAUAUAGUUCAUUCACUAAAGCAUUUUCCCGUAUCCGUUAUUCUAUAUAUAUAUUUGUGACCGAUUGUUCGUGCUUAGCCUUUACCCUUCAUAAUAAUAGCUAAAAAGAGGUGAGAAUGUGGGGAGUAUAUGGUGUCAGUUAGAUGGGUUUCCUAAGCAGUAUUCUGGAUGGUGGUCAUCCAUCUGCUGAUCUGGUAUUUGAUGGCAAGUAGUUCAAUUUAGUUGCACCUUGCAAUGCAUGUAUGAAAAUAUGGUCUGUAAAUUCCUGGUAUAGUUAUAAUACAGAAUAGGAGGUCCACGUUUAUACAGCAGCUAGCAGAUAAUAUAAUGUCUCUUUCUCAUUUUAACCAGUGUGUUUAUUUUUGAUGACACGAUGUUUGGUUUUCUCCUAUUUGUGGACUGUUGUGAAAAACUUUGGGGAAGGGUUGCGUGAGGCAGGUAAUAUACAUGCACUCACUAAAGUGACUAAACUAUCUCAUUAUCGAAACUGCUGUCUGCACCUGUUUCUUAUUAUUUCAUUGUCAUAUAGUAUCGAUCCACUAUAGUGUACAUUACAUGACGUAGUACGGAGGGGCGGAGCGAGAAAGAGAGACUUGUCAACUUCGGAAAUUCUCGGUUCGAAACUGAACCGAAAAUGCAAGACUUGCUUUAAUUGUUUUCUGUCAGUGUUUAUAUGUAUUGAUCUAGCAUAGUGUAAAUAACACGAGUUCAAUUAUAGUAAAUAAUACAGAAAGAAAUUGAAGGAAAACAAUUAAAACAAGUCUUGCAUUUUCGGUUCAGUUUUGAACCGAGAUUUUCCGAAGUUGACAAGUCUUUCUCGCUCCGCCUGUCCGUGCUACGUCAUGUAAUAUACACUAUAGUGGAUCGAUAUGACAAUGAAAGAGAGACUUGGAGCAAGUCCAUUUCCUGGGCAAACCAAGAAGUAUUGUUUCUUAGCCAUUUUUCUGAAACCGAACAAACGAGAAACGGUUUCAUGUACAUCAAAAAUUGCACUUGCGAAACAAAAUAUGUUUCAAUCUGAAUUAUUUAGGUCAAUUUCCUGGGAAGCAAAUUUGCUUUCUUGAGGUUUCUAUAGACCGCCGCUCUCUACCCAUUGUCAUUGAGCUGUCGAGUGAAAGACAUAUGGAAGUUUUCAAAUGCUGACCCGCAACAAUGUUUCCUAGUUUGCAAAGGGAAUAUAUAUAGACAUCUACCGUCUGCCACGGGUAGAAAAUAUAAAUAUGCACUUCCUGUGUCUGCAUGUGAACACAGAAGAUAAAAUUCAGUUAGUUACUAAUAAUUAUGAAAACGUUUUCCAUGUGAUUGGCUUUCUGAAACAAAAGAGAUCAUCAAUGUUUAUGACUCGUUCUUUAUAUGAUAUUGGAAAUCUAUAGUUUAUUUUAAAAUUGUUCUAUGUUGUCAUAAUUGCCAUAACCUAAGAAUUUACUACUAUACGUAUGCUAGUUAAUAAAUCUUUCUUCGAAUUUUUAAACUUGCCUACUUUUUCACCCAUGCUAACAUCAAAGUUUGCUAGUUAAGUUUGUAAUAAUAUUUUUAGUGUACUUUCCUGAAGAACAAACAGAUGCGCAUGGAGAAGUCCGAAGAACAUCAUCACCCCAACAUGAUGAACCUGAUGCAUGAUGAUUACCUCUGCGACAUUCACGAAUGAGUUUAUGACCUUCAUGACUGAGUUUCUCGUUAUUCUCGUCGUCUAAAUCAAUUAUGACAAUCAUGACUAUCACCGUCACAGUAUGUAGGGUAAUGUAUAUGGUGGACACCAACGCAAGGACAAACAAUUACGGCCUAACAAACUCACUGACCUAUAUCAUUGUGUGGAAAUCUUGUCUUGUGUGUAAUACAAUUUCAAAGACAUUGCAUUGCACCGUUGAGAAGAACUCUGCUCAAGCCUGUUAUGAAAUGCUAGUGUUGUAUACAACAUGAUGUAAGCUUGAUAAUAGAUGUUUUGUCUAUGGUGAGGCAGUUCCGAUGAGAAACCGAAAACCGGCCGAAAAAACUCCCGAACAAACCGAGUGAAUCGAUUUUUUACUACACGUUUGAAAAUACAUUUGAAAAUAUGCUGCUCAAACUUCACUCGUUUAAUCCGUUUUUCGGUAACCGCCUUACCCUAAUUUUGCCAUUGUAAACAUUGAGCCUAGAUGACGACUUAAACUUCCAAAAUGCUCUCAAUUAUUAAUUUCUUUUGAACUAAAUGAAUUUCGUUGUGUUGAUAACCGUCGUCCUUAAGUUGGCGUCUUCCAUAUCUUAAAUUCCCUAAUGUAACGUACAACGUAUAAAUAUAUAAUGCACACAAUGCACAUACAGCAAAGCUCACAACACUUCGAUCAUAUAGAAAAUUGUAUUUGUAGAUUUUAUUUAAUUGUAGUUAUCGAUAGGAAAUUAAGAAUAAAUCCGGAUCUAUUACGGUCGCCUUGGGCACACCCUUUCAAUAACGAUGUCAAAUAUGGCUCCUUGUUCUCGUAAAUAGUAAGCGAAUAACUUUUCGUCAAGAUUAAUGAAAGUGAGCCCCUUUGCCAAGGAUGUGUGUGGGUGUGUGCGUGCGUUAAACACUCAGGUCGACUAAUUAGGGCUGUACGCCUGCGAACAGGCCAUAAAACAAAGAUGGCGGCUUUCUACAGGGUGAAGAGAAAGGGGGCCCCCAAGCUCAGGCUAUAGCCUAUAGAGCAACAAUGCCGUUUUCUGACCAUCAGAAUUCUGUAAAAUCUCUCCCCAAAGUCCGGGAACUGGCAUUUCAGAGAGUCUAGAUUCAAACUAAUUUUCCGGGUGAGCAUACCCUGGACCCACUAGAAAACUCGUGCAUAUACGGCGCUCAACUUGUGCCUUUGGCACUUCUACUAGGGGGGCCUUCGAAAAGUUUGAACCGGGGCCCCCCUGAUAUAACGUUACGCCACUGUUACGGUUUGCAGUUAUAUUUGACCUUGGACUUGUUAAUUAAGAUAUUUAUGUCACUAAAUCUGAUUAGCUAACGUACUGAGACAAAGGGAAUGGAAUGUUGUGCUCAAGUGGGCGGCCGCUUGUCGGGAGAAACCUCGUCACAAAGAAUGGUUGCGAAGGCGACUACUAUAUAGCCAGCAUUUUACUAAAUAGCCGGCUGUAUAGCCAGCAGUUUACUAAAUUGCCGGCUGUAUAGUCACUUCGAAAAUAUAUAAAUGUUUAUUCAAUAAUUGUGCAUGAAAUGUUUUCAUAGCAACGAUGCAAUUCCUUUGCGCUGAUACACGUACGCCUAGCGUACCUAUUUUUGUAUCUGCGCGUAGCGCUAGAUACUAUGCCGGCUAAACACUCAGGUCGACUAAUUAGGGCUUGUACGCCUGCGAACAGGCCGUAAAACAAAGAGCGGCUUUUGUUUGCGCUAGUUGUGCGCACAAUCAACUGCUUUUGUAGCGGCUUUCUACAGGGUGAAGAGAAGAUUGCCCAAAGUAACAUCGUAAAGCUUUUUCGUGAGUGACCGUGCAUGCUUUUAUAAUAAUAUCAAAGGUUUAUUCAUAUAUUCAUAAUUAUUUUGUUUAAUAUGGUACAUUUAAUAAUUUUAUAGUCACAUCAUUUAGAUUUUAGAAUUAUUAUGUUACGUUAAAAUUUUGUUAUAUGGUGCAUUAGUCACAGGAUAUCUAAUUAUACGAUUGCUUCAUAAGUUGAGUUAAAGUUAUAAAAUGUAUUUACAGAUUGUAUGUAUUUUUUUAUAUUUACAUUAAUAAAUGCCCAUUUUGUAACUCUUAUUCUGUCUGUUUUUAUUAUAAAAAUGGUGGCUUUC
Messenger RNA from Paramuricea clavata, 4626 nucleotides. NCBI's taxonomy places the organism in Eukaryota, Metazoa, Cnidaria, Anthozoa, Malacalcyonacea, Plexauridae. The record is from the annotation of a GenBank genome assembly.